Molecule: messenger RNA, 1894 nt
Organism: Paramecium sonneborni
Lineage: Eukaryota; Ciliophora; Oligohymenophorea; Peniculida; Parameciidae
Source: the annotation of a GenBank genome assembly
CAAAUUUAUGGCAGAACAUAAAUUAAUUGAUGGAUAUGUCGUGACCAAUAAAUUACUCGGAACAGUAUAAUUAUUGUAAUUAUAUAAAGGGAGCUUUUGGAUCAGUUUACAGAGGUUAUAAGGAAAGUGAUCCUAAAUUGAUUGUAGCUGUUAAAAUGUUACCUAUGACUGAAGGCACAAAUAAAAAUUUCUUGAAAAACAUUAAGAGAGAAAUAGAUAUUUUGUCAAAAAUUAGAAGCUAAUAUAUUGUGCAGUAAAUCUAUUAAUAAUUUAUAGAUUAUUUCAUGCAGCUAGAACUUAAAAAAAUUAUUAUAUUUUUUUAGAAUAUUGUAAUGGUGGUGAUCUUAAAGAUUUAAUAAAAUCUAAAGGAGGCUCUCUUUCUGAGUAAGAUGCAGUCACUUACUUUAAACAAAUAAUAUAUGGAUUUAAAGCCAUUUAUUAAGAAAAUGUAAUACAUAGAGAUAUUAAACCAGCCAACAUUUUAUUACAUAAUGGUAUUAAAUAAUUAUAAAAAAGGUAUUGCUAAAAUUAGUGAUUUUGGAUUUGCAAGAGUUGUUGAUGACAUGGAAGGCUAAGAGAAGUUUACGUUAUUAGGUACUCCUCUUUAUAUGGCUCCAUAAAUAUUAGAAUUAGGCAAAUUUAACUCAAAGUGUGAUAUUUGGUCUAUUGGCAUUAUGUUUUAUGAAAUGCUUUACGGUCAUCCUCCUUGGACAGCUACUAACUAAUUAGCAUUAUUAGAUUAAAUUAAAAAAAAACCUUUGACUUUUCCAAAUUAACCAAAAAGAUAAUAAAUAGUCAAAGAUCUCAUUUCUAAAAUGUUAGUUAUUGACGAAGAGUAAAGAAUUAAUUGGUAUGAUUUGUUUGAAAAUGAAUUAAUUAAAUGCAAUAGUUAAGAACUUAAAAAUAAACUCAAUCUUAUUAUUGAUAGUGUUUAAGAUACUUUAGAAUAAUCCUCAUAACUUAAUAGAUUUUAUAUUGAUAAUAAUCUUAUUCUUGCUUAAGGAAAAAAUCAAGAAACCUAAGUAUUAUUUGAAGUUAAAAAUGAUGAAGAUAACACAAUGGUUAUAGAAUAAAAAGAUGCCAUCUAACAAAAUUUAGAAGAUCUGAAAGGAUUAACUUAUAAUGAUAUCAUUGAAGCUUAAACUAAAAGAUUGUAAGAACAAAUGACAAUCAAUAAAAUUGAUGCUCAUCUUUCAUUAAAUAGAAAUAUUGGCAUUUUUGUUAAUCUUACUACGAAUAAUGUAUUUUAAUUAUUCAAAGAAUAACAUCUAAGUAUACCAACUCAUUUUUUUUACAGGAUUAUGUUUAUACUCUAAAAAUCAUAAAUGAUUAUUUUCGAUGAUUUAAUUAAUAUUAUGGCUAGUAAAGUAAUUUUAAUUAAUUAUUUUAGACCCCUAUUGGCAAUGGAUUUUCAGAUCUAGAUUGGAAACUCUAUAAAAAAAAUUUACAGUAUUUUUCAACUUUAAAAGCUAUCAAAACAGAUAAAUUUUAUCUUAAAUCAUAUUAUGAAGAAAUAACCAAAAGAACAUAUAAUUUCCUAACUAAUUAAGUGCAAUAAGAAAAAAUAGAUGGGUAAGAUAAACUUGAUGUCAUAGAGUUCCUUUCAAUCAUGUAAAAUAACUAAUAAUCGGACUUAAAUUUUAAUAAGAUAUAUGAUAAAACUCUUAAAUAUUGUAUCAAACAAAUGUAUGAAUAAGUCUGCCAAUAAAAAAAAAUAACAGGAAAUAGAUUAUUUUUAUAAACAUUAAAAUACUUAUACCUUUGCUUAAAUCCAUUUACAUACUUUAGAUAAACAAAAGAAUUUCCAGAUUUUAGCAAGUUUUAUGAACAUUAUGACAACUUAGAUAUGGAAAUAUUUUUGUAGCAGAUUCAUGAUAAUUUUAAAUUGUUUUGA